Molecule: messenger RNA, 525 nt
Organism: Pygoscelis adeliae (Adelie penguin)
Lineage: Eukaryota; Metazoa; Chordata; Aves; Sphenisciformes; Spheniscidae
Gene: FSTL3
Product: follistatin-like 3 (secreted glycoprotein)
Exons: 4
Coding region: 1-525 (174 amino acids)
Biological process (GO): multicellular organism development; cell differentiation; regulation of BMP signaling pathway
Molecular function (GO): activin binding; protein binding
Source: RefSeq, a predicted model, not a curated record
AUGGGGCGCCCCGAGAGCCCUGCACUGGCCCCCUCCGGCCCGCAGCCGCCUGGCUCCGCUCACAGGGCGGGUGGGAUCUGCUGGCUGCAGCAGGGGAAGGAGGCCAAGUGCACCAUGAUCCUGAAGACGGGCGUGACGUGGGAGGAAUGCUGUGCCAACGGCAACGUGGACGUGGCUUGGUCUAAUUAUACCUACCCAGGCAACAAGAUCAGCCUGUUGGGCUUUCUGGGGCUGGUGACCUGCCACCCCUGCAAAGAGAGCUGCGAGGGGGUGGGGUGCGGCCCCGACAAGGUCUGCAAGAUGAAGCAUGGGCGCCCCCAAUGUCCCGGCCCCCCGGACUGCCCCAGCCUGCCCCGAAAGCUGCAGGUCUGUGGCUCCGACGGCUACACCUACCGAGACGAGUGCGACCUGCUGACGGCCAAGUGCAGAGACCACCCCGACCUCGAAGUGAUGUACCAGGGCAAAUGCAAAACUGCGGCCAAAUUCUCCCCGGAGACGGACAACGCCGAAGAGAACUACGUGUGA